UUGGAUUUUGCUUACUUAUAACGAAAUUUACGAUGAAUCGAUGGAGAUCUAGUUGGGAGAGAAUUGUAACAAGCAAAAAAUAACGACAGGAACUUGGAGUUCAAUGAAAUACCGAAAAUGUAAUCCACCCAUAUUCAAGUUCGAGACAUUACUGUCCCUAUUUCUUUUCCUUUUCCUCUGUCGUUGGCGAAGCUCUAUCCGACCUUAUUUUCUCCCCAACCCCACGCCACUUCCCCUGGGCCAAAUCCCCUUUCAAACCACCAACCUUCCGAAAAAGCUCCAAUGCACGAUCAAUGUAAUCUACAUCCAGGUUGUCCAUGUCAGCACCGAGCCAGCGUUGAGCAAAAAGUUGCAGCGCUAGCUCAAACUAGCUAAAAUCGCUCCGUCGUCUCGCCCAGGAUACGACGUUUAUGCCUCUACGUCGUGCAGUGAGGAAAGAGAUAGGAUACUGGAAGAACGUACGGGCCCCCCGACAUAACAGCAGAUCUCAGCAGAUGCAACGCAGAAGACUC
Molecule: messenger RNA, 512 nt
Organism: Lentinula edodes (shiitake mushroom)
Lineage: Eukaryota; Fungi; Basidiomycota; Agaricomycetes; Agaricales; Omphalotaceae
Exons: 2
Coding region: 104-361 (85 amino acids)
Source: RefSeq, a predicted model, not a curated record